AUGUCUGGGCUCUCCAACGCGUUCUACAACGCUUUCGUCAAGCGAAACAGUGUCUACGUGAGCACUAUCUUCGUCGGCGCAUUCGCUUUCGGCGUCGGCUUUGACGUCGGCGUCACUAAACUCUGGGAUACCUGGAACAAGGGGGUACGUCCACCUCUCCACCUCUCCACCCCUCCACCUCCCUCUGCCACCCCAUCCCCCCCGACUACCACCCUCUCACUUCCCCGAACGAGCGGAACUUAA
Stereum hirsutum FP-91666 SS1 is the source of this 243-nucleotide messenger RNA. RefSeq lists its product as uncharacterized. The transcript has 3 exons. Bases 1 to 243 code for a protein of 80 amino acids. Gene Ontology annotation, biological process: mitochondrial electron transport, ubiquinol to cytochrome c. The record is from RefSeq and is a predicted model, not a curated record. Lineage: Eukaryota; Fungi; Basidiomycota; Agaricomycetes; Russulales; Stereaceae.